This is a messenger RNA of Cryptomeria japonica (Japanese cedar), 1347 nucleotides long. RefSeq lists its product as uncharacterized. Gene Ontology annotation, molecular function: DNA-binding transcription factor activity; DNA binding. The record is from RefSeq and is a predicted model, not a curated record. Bases 1 to 1347 code for a protein of 448 amino acids. Lineage: Eukaryota; Viridiplantae; Streptophyta; Pinopsida; Cupressales; Cupressaceae. The transcript has a single exon. Gene Ontology annotation, biological process: regulation of DNA-templated transcription.
AUGGCUAAGGAAAGCUCCAUUGAACCAAAGAGAAGAUCUCCCAAACGUGGGCAUAGUUCAAUUGUCAACAAUUCCACUGACAACACUAUGAACAGUUUCACGCCAUCUGACAUUGUUUCACCAGAGGCGGAUCCUGGAUUUUGGGGCAAAAGAUUGGGAAGAAACAGAAAAAGAUUUGUAGGAGUUCGACAGAGGCCAUCAGGGAGAUGGGUUGCAGAGAUAAAAGACACCAUACAAAAGAUCAGGCUAUGGCUGGGCACCUUCGACACAGCAGAGGAUGCAGCCCGGGCCUAUGAUGAAGCAGCCUGCCUUCUGAGAGGCACAAAUACAAGAACCAAUUUUUGGCCCUCUCCAUCCCCUCAAACCCUUGGGACCUCUGCCUUGCCAUCCAGAACAGCCCGCCGCCUCCUGCUCAGGCUCAAGGAUGCAAAUGCAAGAAACAAUACUGCCACCAUGAUUGCUAAUCACAAUUCUUCAGAUGAGAAUAACAUUUCUACUGAGUCUGUGCAGGCAAGUGUCAAGGUUGAAGGUGAAUGCAUCAGCUCUGAUGAGGAAGAUGCACAAGGAUCCAGCCAAGUGGUCAGCUCAACUUCAGAAAUGCUCAAUAAUGAUGAAGAUAAAAGUGACCUUUUGGGUUGCAGCCCACCCAAAAACCCUACUCCCCAUGAGUUUGAAAUCAAUGGGGGUUUUUCAGUCACUGGUGCAAAUGAUGGGGUUCCAGAGAUGGUACAGAAAAAGCAGAGUUCAGCUGAAGAGGAAUGUUGUAAUGAAGGCAAUAUGGGUUUUACUGCUCUGCUUAUGGAGGCAGCUGACAGUUCUAUUACAUGUGUUGAAGGUACAAAUAUGAAGGGCUUUACAAAUGGUAUACAAAAUGGCUUCAAUAUAGAGAAUGGUGAUGAAUUAGCAAGUGGGUACUCUCCAUUUACCAUGGGUGCAGAAAUUACAGACCCAGCCCAUAUCAAGGUGGCUGACAUUUUCAGGGAAGAAGUAGAAGAGUCAUUUGACUGUGUAGGGUCUUUUCAGACUAUGGUUGGAGAGCAUAAUUCAACCUCUCUCUUAAGGGAGGCCAUGAAGAGAAGGAUGUAUGAAAGAAAAAUCUCUGCUUCUCUGUAUGCCAUGAAUGGGAUUUCUGACUACUUUCAAUAUACCAGUGAGUUUGCAGCAUCCCCAAAUCUAGAGGAGAGUUUUAGAUUUAGAGGUGCUGAUGAGAUUUAUAGCAGGUCAUCUGAGACGGUGAGUCCUCAACAAAAUGAAUCCUCAUCCUCUCACUAUUCUGCUAAUGAUUCAGCAGAAGGAGAAGAUAGUUUGGAGAUGCUGUGGGAUUCAUGGGACCUGGCUCCCAUUUGA